AUGCUUCCGGAAACUCCUCAAAAUUAUACUUUCCCAGCUGGUGCAGCGGCUCCAAUCCCUGGUUUCCCCAACUUACCGAGUGUAACAAUCGACCCAUCGAAAUAUCCGGCUCUAGACCAAGUUCCUCCAGUUGAUUCGGAUAUCGUAAAACAAUGGGUAUCAAAGAUUGAUAUGUCAAAAGCACCCAACGUUUCUGUGAAUGGACUCAACGGAUGUACAAACACGACCUUUAAUGCCGCAUCAAUUGCUAAAUCAGGUAGCGAUGGAAAUUGUUGGUCAACCUGUAGCGGGUGUAUCCGGGACACAGAUGUGACGAGUUGUCCCAAUAAAGGGACAUGGGGUGCGAGUUUUGACGAUGGACCAUCGCCGUAUACCCCGAGUCUCUUGCAAUACCUAGAUCAGAAAAAACUCAAAGCAACAUUUUUCGUAGUUGGAUCAAGGGUCAUUAGUUAUCCCAAAGUAUUGCAAGCUGAAUAUAUGUCCUCACAUCAAAUUUGCUUACACACCUGGUCACAUACAUCUUUGACAACUUUGACAAAUGAACAAAUCAUUGCAGAGUUUGCAUGGUCAAUGAAGGCUAUAAAGGAUGUCAUUGGUGUGACCCCAAAUUGUGCAAGGCCUCCUUAUGGAGAUGUUGAUGAUCGUGUCAGGUACAUCAUGAAGUCUAUGGGAUUGAGCGUUAUCCUCUGGACCUCUGUAAAUGGAGUAGCCUUUGACACUGAAGGCAAGCAUACCGCCCUUUCAGCUUCAAAGCCUUCUGCUCAUGUUGCACGGAAGUAG
Messenger RNA from Melampsora larici-populina 98AG31, 780 nucleotides. Its product is annotated as family 4 carbohydrate esterase. Gene Ontology annotation, biological process: carbohydrate metabolic process. Gene Ontology annotation, molecular function: chitin deacetylase activity. Lineage: Eukaryota; Fungi; Basidiomycota; Pucciniomycetes; Pucciniales; Melampsoraceae. The coding region runs from base 1 to 780 and encodes 259 amino acids. Gene Ontology annotation, cellular component: membrane. The transcript is spliced from 3 exons. The record is from RefSeq and is a predicted model, not a curated record.